AGUUUCGUUCUUGUUACCCAGGCUGGAGUGCAAUGGCCCGAUCUUGGCUCACCCAACCUCCGCCUCCUGGGUUCAGGCAAUUCUCCUGCCUCAGCCUCCCGAGUAGCUGGGAUUACAGGCAUGCGCCACCAUGCCCAGCUAAUUUUUCGUAUUUUUAGUAGAGACCUGUAUGGUCUCGAUCUCUUGACCUCGUGAUCCACCCACCUCGACCUCCCAAAGUGCUGGGAUUACAGGCGUGAGCCACCAUGCCCGGCCUAAUUUUUGUAUUUUUAAUAGAGACAGGGUUUCACCAUGUUGGCCAGGAUGUUCUGGAACUCCUGACCACGUGAUCUGCCUGUCUUGGCCUCAAUUACGGGCGUGAGCCACUGCAUCCGACCAGGCUUUUAUUAUUGUCCCCAUUUUACAUACAAGGAAGCCGAGGUUCUGUGAGGAGAAAUAGCUUAGCAGAGGUCAUCCAGUAAGAAGCCGCUGGUGCGGAGGAAUAGUGAUCAUGGUGGGACAUUGCCUAGCCUAAGGUUGAAAAUACAAUAUUCAGACAGUACUCGAGAGCUGGGCUGUUUCUCGUAAUCAAAGGGCUGCCUUGUUCUCCUGCCCAACAGCACAGGAAAUUCCAAGGUGGUUUUCCUUACAGGCUCCUCCGCUGGAGCCCAGGUACCUAAGCCAACUCAAGAGAAGAUGGAAUUGAAUACCUCAACCUCCUUGUCUGGGCCUCUGUGAUCGCCGAGGAGGGGGCUGUUGGUUGGAAAGCUGACCUGGUGUCAGGGGCGGCCCCAUGCCCAAGCUGGCUGACCGGAAGCUGUGUGCGGACCAGGAGUGCAGCCACCCAAUCUCCAUGGCUGUGGCCCUUCAGGACUACGUGGCCCCUGACUGCCGAUUCCUGACCAUUCACCGGGGCCAAGUGGUGUAUGUCUUCUCCAAGUUGAAGGGCCGUGGGCGGCUCUUCUGGGGAGGCAGCGUUCAGGGAGAUUACUAUGGAGAUGUGGCCGCUCGCCUGGGCUACUUCCCAAGUAGCAUUGUGAGAGAGGACCAGACCCUGAAACCUGCCAGAGUGGAUGUGAAGACAGACAAAUGGGAUUUCUACUGCCAGUGAGCUCAGCCUACCGCUGGCCCUGCCGUUUCCCCUCCUCGGCUUUAUGCAAAUACAUCAGCCCAGUGCAAA
This is a messenger RNA of Callithrix jacchus (white-tufted-ear marmoset), 1159 nucleotides long. The record is from RefSeq and is a predicted model, not a curated record. Lineage: Eukaryota; Metazoa; Chordata; Mammalia; Primates; Cebidae.